CAACUUCCGCUCUCCCGGAAGUGAUCUUACAGAACUUAACGCAACUCUUUUUCUUAAAAAAAAAAAAGAGUUUUAAACCAGAUUUUUAUUAAUUUUUUUACCAUAAUGUCUUCAAAAAGCCGCGAAAGUUUGACCGAGCAGUCUGCACUAAAGGAGGAACUGAACAGAAAGAUAAAAGAACAGAAAGUUGUUUUGGACGAGCUCUUGAAUCUGAAGAAGAACAAGAAAGUCUACAUCCAGCAGAGAAACAGUAAUAUUUUCUUUCUGGCUGACAGAAGUCAGACUCUAAGCUCRUGUAAAAAAGAUCUGGAUCAUCUGAAGAAGGAGCUGCAGGACGCGUAGGAAGUCGACGAUGUGUGGCAUCUUUUGUCAGUUGAGUCUGUCCGCCUCUGGCUGCGAGCGCGACAGAACCACGUCUGAAUCCCUGCGGAGGCGAGGGCCCGACUCCAGCCGGGACGUGACGGUGACGGGGCCGGACUCCAGCUACCGGUGUUUGUUCUCAGCUCACCUUCUUCACAUGAGAGGCCUCUUCACGCCGCAGCCCGUUCAGGACCACGCCGGGAACGUCCUGAUGUGGAACGGGGAGAUUUUYGGAGGUUUGGAGGUGACGCCCGAGGAGAACGACACCGACGUCGCCUGUCGGAGGUUGUCCUCCUGCGAGACGCCAUCGGAGAUCCUCUCAGUCCUGUCGGGCAUCCAGGGGCCGUGGGGGCUGGUUUACUACCAGCGAGCCGAGGACUUCCUGUGGUUCGGCAGGGACUUCUUCGGCCGGCGGAGCUUGUUGUGGAAGUUUGAAGCGGAUGUCUUGACCCUUACUUCGGUCKCAGCUCAGACCUCGACCUGGAAAGAAAUCCCAGCCGUUGGUGUUUUCAGGGUCAACCUGAAGGAAGCURCUCGAUCCGGAUCUCUGAGCUUCGAGCUUUUUCCCUGGAGUUGUGCAGGAAGUGGUGAAAAUCUCCAGGAGUCUGUUCCCAGCGGCUGCACGGCUGUUUUAAACCCAAGCGGUCUUGUGUUGAACUCUCCGGUUCGUUCUCUGAACAAGUCCGUUCCAAACGGUUUAACUGAACUGGAGAUUCGCUCGGACUCACCUGUCGAAGACCUGGAGGAUCUGCUGAGGAGCAGAGAGAAACCGGCCGAGGUGGACCGUCUGAUCGACGUCCUCAGCGAGGCGGUGAAGAAGAGGGUCCUCGCCCGUCCCUUCAGGCCGGAGAACGAGCCGCCGUCCGGCGACUCCGCAGACGUGGCGGUYCUGUUCUCAGGCGGGGUGGACUCCAUGGUCCUGGCUGCGUUAGCGGAUCGUCACGUCCCCGCUCACAGACCCAUCGAUCUUCUCAACGUGGCCUUCCAGCUGCAACGGGAGGCGACUGCGAAGAAACAAACRCCCGAUCCCUUCGGCGUCCCRGACCGGCUCACCGGACGGGUCGGGCUGAAAGAGCUGCAGCAGCUGAACCCCGAGAGGCGCUGGAGGUUCGUGGAGAUCAACGUGACUCUGGAGGAGCUGCAGAGGACGAGGCAGGAGAGGAUCAGUCACCUGAUUCAUCCUCUGGACWCGGUGCUGGACGACAGCAUCGGGUGCGCCCUGUGGUUCGCUGCACGAGGGGCCGGGGUCCAAGGUCUGAGACCCGUCUCCUCAGCAGCCAAGAUCAUCCUGACGGGAACAGGAGCAGACGAGCAGCUGGCGGGUUACUCCAGACACAGAGGUCGGUUUCAGGAGGGGGGACUCACAGCACUGAUCCAGGAACUGGAGAUGGAGCUGAACCGGAUCUCCUCCAGGAAUCUAGGCAGAGACGACCGAGUGAUCGCMGACCACGGGAAGGAAGCCAGGUUUCCCUACUUGGAUGAAAACGUGGUGAGCUUCCUGAACUCCCUCCCCGUGUGGAAGAAGGCCGACCUGUCGCUGCCCCGCGGCGUCGGAGAGAAGCUCCUCCUCCGCCAGGCGGCCAGGCAGCUGGGCCUCGGGCAGUCCGCCCUCCUGCCCAAGAGGGCCAUGCAGUUCGGCUCCUGCAUCGCCAAGAUGGAGAACAGGCGGGAGAGGGCCUCGGACCGAUGCUCCAGACUGAAGUGACCCGGUUUUACUCUAGACCAUGUAGGACUUCACUUCCUGGAGUUUCUCUCUGAAGUAGCGGUCGCACUCGACGUACGAAGGCAGGUUCCCGACGUCGAAACGCCCCGAUAUCUGAUGGACGUAAACCKGUUUCCUGUCAGGAAAUAAAACAACAAAGAUGGAGAGGGAUGAUCCAAAACCUGGUCCAGGACCUGCAGACCUCACCUGUGAACGAGCCAGGACACAAAGUUUCCAGGAGCGUCUCGCUCUUCGAUCGGAGCUUCCUGUGAAGACGAGAAGUUCAGCUGAAAUCUGAGUUUUCUUCACGUCUUUGUUUUGUUUUGUUGUUUUGAUUUGUUCACCUCCUUUAGCUGAAGGAAGGAGUCCAACAGAGGAAGAGUUUCCUUCGACAACACGUAAAAACACGGACACUGAAGCAAAAACAAUGAUUUAUAAACAAUGAAGCAAACUGUUGUUUCUCCAUGUUUUAAAUAAAAGAUUUUAAAAGUA
This is a messenger RNA of Austrofundulus limnaeus, 2554 nucleotides long. It is a transcript of the gene asnsd1, whose product is annotated as asparagine synthetase domain containing 1. Gene Ontology annotation, molecular function: asparagine synthase (glutamine-hydrolyzing) activity. The coding region runs from base 353 to 2065 and encodes 570 amino acids. The record is from RefSeq and is a predicted model, not a curated record. The transcript has 6 exons. Lineage: Eukaryota; Metazoa; Chordata; Actinopteri; Cyprinodontiformes; Rivulidae.